Molecule: messenger RNA, 171 nt
Organism: Microbotryum saponariae
Lineage: Eukaryota; Fungi; Basidiomycota; Microbotryomycetes; Microbotryales; Microbotryaceae
Source: the annotation of a GenBank genome assembly
AUGACGCGCACCAGCCGGCUAUAUGCCCAAGAAGAUCUUGAUGGUCGUCGCGACGAGCAGGAGCGAAGACUGGGAAUUGAAAGGCACGAGAUCGCUCUCGAGCCUCACUGGUUCCGAGUCCAAACAGAAAGGAUCAAACGGUGUAAUUCGCAGGCGAAGAAAGACUACUAA